Messenger RNA from Sphaeramia orbicularis (orbiculate cardinalfish), 1617 nucleotides. RefSeq names its product germ cell-specific gene 1-like protein. The record is from RefSeq and is a predicted model, not a curated record. Gene Ontology annotation, cellular component: plasma membrane. NCBI's taxonomy places the organism in Eukaryota, Metazoa, Chordata, Actinopteri, Kurtiformes, Apogonidae.
UCCUAUAGGCUGGACACUCGUGGGACACCGCAUGUGAAAGAGAAAAAAAAAAAGUGGAUGGAAAUGUGUCACUUAUGGCACACGAGCUGAGUGUGGAGAUGCUUUCAGUGCUCUGCGUGUCGAUGGGGAUUUUACCAGUCUGUGGAGUGCCAAAUGGGACCUCACCUGUUGGAUACUAGAAUCCAUUCCACUCUGCACCCGUUUCACGGACAAUGAAGACGACACGCAAAUGCAGGACCCUGCUGUCGCUCAGCCUGAACUUUUUCGCUCUGUUUUUCUCCAUCACCGCGUUCAUCACCACUUACUGGUGCGUCGGGACGCAGAGGGUGCCCAAACCAAAGUGCAGCAAACUGAGGACGCACCAGUGCAUAGACUACGGAGUGAACGAAACCGACCCCAACAAGGUGGUCUACAGCUGGGAGACAGGGGACGACAGGUUCCUGUUCCGUCAGUUCCACACCGGCAUCUGGUUUUCAUGUGAGGAAAAUAUCCACGAUGAAAGUGAGAGAUGUCGAAGCUUUAUCGAUUUGGCUCCUGCAUCAGAAAAAGGGAUGCUGUGGCUGUCGUUGGUUUCUGAGAUGCUGUACAUCAUCCUGUUGGUGGUGGGCUUCAGCCUCAUGUGCUUAGAGCUUGUCCACUCCAGCAAUGUCAUCGAUGGACUAAAGCUCAAUGCCUUUGCUGCUGUCUUCACUGUGCUUUCAGGUCUCCUGGGAAUGGUGGCCCAUGUGAUGUACACACAGGUCUUCCAGGUGACUGUCAGCCAUGGACCACCUGAGUGGAGGCCAUACAACUGGGACUACGGCUGGUCUUUCUGCAUGGCGUGGGCAUCCUUCACCUUCUGUAUGGGCGCAUCGGUUACCACACUCAACUCUUACACAAAAACCGUCAUCGAAUUCAGGCACAAGCGCAAGACCUUUGAGCAAAGCAUCCGGGAGGAGCAUGCUCAGGGCUUUGGGAAUUUCCGGGAUCGCUCGGUGCACUCGAUCUCAAAAUCAGUGGAAGUUUACACAAGCCAGAGCCUGAAAAGUGGCAGGAGAACUCCCAUACCUGCUGACUCCCUGGACCUGAAUGACAUUCAUAGAUCUUUAGGGGAGGAACAGUGCUGAAUGGAAUGGACUUCUGAGUGGUGUCAUUUCUCUCAUUUGAGGCAACUUUAUGAAUGUAAAGCGUCAUCAUCCCUUGCAAGAUUUCAGACGACCUUUGCAGUCCUACCAGUGUUUCAACCCUGCCUUAAGUGACAUAAAACACUCACUGUGAGUGUGUUGCUGACAUUGGUAGUCAGUUGGAGUGCACAAGAACUAACUGAAGGGUGAAUUAAAGUGUUUGGUUGUGUUACUAUAAUGUACAAAGGUAUACAAGAAAAUGUCAUACAGAAGUACCCAUAUAACUCAUGAGGGUCUCUGAGGUGCUAAGAGCCUUAUUAAGCACAUUUUCAUCAGCACUAAUAAAAUGCUCUCUAAUAAUAAGGACAUUUGAACUGCUUUUCAACUGUGUGAUCAGCCUCAAAUACCUUCUGCAAACCAUGUGCCUAGAUGUACAGUUGUAAAUAACUUGUUCAGUAACUGUGCAGCAUUUUACAUCAACAGAAUGGAUGUAAAUAAAAAUUGUGUCAUGUAA